CAAAAAUGUUGUGACUGAGGCGAAGAUGGUGACGGUGCGCUUUUUUUUUCUGCCUCAGUUCUGCGACCCCAGUUCAAAUGCAUAACUAGACAUUUUGGCAAAGAUUCCAAAGAGCUUAUCUCUCCCACUGCAUCGCUCAUCAUUCAGUGAGGGAAUCAAGAGGUAUUUCAGUAAGGAAGUUGAGAAAAAUAAUUAAAAGUCACACAAGAAAGUAAAAAGGAAUGUAGAAAAGUGAACUGAAGUUAAAGCAUUACCCAAGGAACUCGCCUUUGGUUUCGAGAUUGCUCGGCAGAGGGAGGCUUGUGCAUGGCCAAUCCUGCAGCUUGUGAGUAGCCCAGAGGAAUACUUCACGCGGAUCCCAUAAGAAACAAGCUCACUGGCCACCUUUUAACAUGACAACUGGGCAAUCUUUAAAGAAAGAGUGACGGCACAAGAAAAAUAAGAUGCAUUCAUUACGAAAUUAGAUGAAGGGCAAAACAAAGCACAUCCAGUAUUCCACCACAGCUUGCAUGAAUGUAAAGAUGGAAGACACAAGAAUAUCACACACAUCCUAUUCUUUUUUGAAGAUGUUGAGCAGCUCAGACUCCAUUUUCUUCUGCACUUAGAAUAAGUAGAGGGACACCGCGCACGUAAAUGGCUGCACUGAAUACUUAAUCCCAUAGAGUUUCUGGUCUAUUUCUCAGGGACUUUAUCAUAUGUGGGCCUGUGCCCCAAAUAUCAGGGGAAGAGCACUAUGGAAGAUCAGCAGCUGUUCAAGGGCAGCCUAUCCAUUGCCAAUAACGAAAACUUGUACUUUCAACAAUUACAAAAUGAAGCAAGCAGCCAAUCUCUCGACCACAGCUACGAUUCACUGGACACAAACGAGUCUUCUUCAUCAUCUCCUCAUUUAUCCCAGGAGUCCAGAGAUCUUGCUUUGCCGGCAGCAACUAAAAGUGUCAGACCUGUGGACGCAGGCGGCCCGGCUAAUUGGACAUAUGCUGGUUCUGGCAACCACGUCCAUUUAAAUAGCUACGACCAAAGCUUGUCAUGGAAUUCACAGACACAGAAUGAAGUCAUAGACUCUUUCCAGCUGCCGUGCUUUAAUCAACUUAGCGAAAAUAGAUGUAAAAUGACCAGCGGUGCUUUACACAAACUCGACUCGUUUACGAAGGUGUUUGCGCGGCAGAAUUUGAGAAAUCCUUCCGCAUCUCAGGGACUUCAUGAACAGACAUGUCUACUGGAUAGUGACAGUGCACUAAGGCAGCUGCUUUCUGUCAAAGCAGGGGCUGAGCAGCCGACCCUUACAGCCACCAUGGACAGGUACCCACAAAUGCAACCAAACCUCGCAAAUACACCCCAGAAGCAACAGAUGCAAGCGAUGCAGAACCCGCAGCAGCAUUUUUACUAUGAAUACCCACAGAACGUGAACCAGUUGCAGUCGCAGUCUUUAAUGCAACAAGGACAACAGUAUUUGCAGCAAAUGCAGUCUCAUCAGGUGUUACCACAGCAAGCGCAGCAAAUGCAACAAUCUCAUUAUUACAUGCAAGCUGCUCAGUCAGGGCAGCAACGUGCAGCAUCUCAGGAAAUACAGCAGCGUCAGUUCUCAGGUCAAGCGCCUCAGUAUUACCAUUCGCAGACUGCAAGGCCAGAACUGCAUCACUCGGCACAAUCACUGCACCAUCACAUGCAAAUGCAACCUUCUCCAUAUCACAGGGAUUGCAAUCAAAAGACUGAGUAUUUCCAACAGGAUCAGGCUCAACCCAUGCAGCUCAUUCAGCUGAGCUCGGUGCCACAAUAUGCGUAUCAGCACUCACAGCCAUUACGGCACAUGUACAAACAGAACCUGGCGCCACAGCAGCAGUCUCUGCACCAAGAGUCAAGCCAGCAGAAAUUAUACGAAAACCAACCUCAAGUUGUCAUGGAAACGGCGGUGGGAUUUACCACUGUAGACAAUGCAGAUAAUUAUAACAGUCACAAUGUGGAGGGUAUUGGAAACACCGUAUCUCAGCAUGCUGUCCUGGCACAGGACCCUUCAUUCAUGGUGAAUAGCAGAGGACCACAUCCGUCUUCUACUGCUGCCUGGCCUCAGAUUCUUUCUGAUGUCAGUCUUCCCACUGCUUCACCAGAUCACAGUCAACAUAGAGGAUUGUAUUCCGAGAGACCAGAUUCCAAAAACCGACUCACGUGCUCCAUGUGUUUUAAGGAAUUCAAAAGCCUUCCUGCACUGAAUGGCCACUUGAGGUCCCAUGGUGGGGUGAGACCCUCAAACCUAAAACAAGAGGAAGGAGAGAAGCAGCAGACGAGCGAGGUGGAUAGUGUUCCCCCAAUUGUAAUGCCUGUUUCUGUGCCUGUAACGCUUUCCCUGUCUGAGCCUAGUCCGCAUACCAGCUGCAGAGAGGAAAGAGACCAGCCCGAGAGCUGUGUGUCCGAUGAAGACAUGCCUGUCCUUACGAGGAUCUCCUCCUCCCCUCCGUCCUCACCCAAGGCGGUCAGCUCAUGUGCAUCUUCUGAAAUUAUUAGUAAGCUUCACCAAAGCAGCUUGAAAUCGGGCAACUCAGAAAGCCUCAAGCCUCAGCAGGAAAAGAGAAAGUACCGACAUCGACCAGAACCACUGUUCAUCCCUCCUCCUUCCUUCACGGCCAAUUCGUUUUAUUCUGGUGCCACUCUGUACCAAAGCCAACUGCGCUCUCCCCGUGUCCUGGGGGAGAAUUUACUAACCGGGACUCAGGAGUUACCUACAUACACACCACCUCCGAUGCUGAGCCCUGUGCGACAAGGAUCAGGCCUGUUCAGCAGUGUUAUCACAGCUAUACACAACGCACACCUUCCACUGACUCCACUCACACCUUCACCAAGAGUGCUGCUUGGGCGGCCAAACAGCAUUGAUACCGGCAGUACAACAGUAACUCCAGGACCCGGAGAACAGACCAUCGACGUUGAACCACGGAUUAAUAUAGGAUCAAGAUUCCAGGCAGAUAUUCCAGAACUUCAGGGUCCAUCAUCCCUUGAGAAGGAAAUGGACAAUGCAACCUUGGUUUGGAAACCGUUGCCAGAUCUAGAAAGCAGAGAGCCUCAACAAAAAGUGGAUGUUUUUCUGAGCAUGUCUUGCUCCAGUGUUCUGCCUGGAGGAGGAACCAAUCUGGAAUAUGCAUUACACGUUCUCUACGAGUGUAAGGGGAACAUCACGAGAGCGCUGGAGACGCUGCUAUUGGAAACCCCCCACAGGCUGCAUAACCAUCCCUUAGCAAAUUACCACUAUGCAGGGUCAGACAAAUGGAGUGCCGCUGAAAAGAAGAAUUUUAACAAGGCAUUACACACCUGCAACAAAGACUUUUUUUAUGUACAGAAGAUGAUUAAGUCAAAGACGGUGUCACAGUGUGUUGAAUAUUACUACACCUGGAAAAAGAUCUUACACCUGGGGAGUAGGCACAGAACUCGGCUCGCUGAGGUUAAUGAAGAUGGAGUGACAAGUGUUGAUGAUGACGGAGACGAGGACGAAGAGCUGGAAGACAAAAGAUAUGAAAACUGGUGUGAUCUGACGCAGAAAUCACCAGACCUGCGACACGCCACAGACUUUUCUCGGCCCGCUGGUGCAUACGGUGUUUCAUCUAUUGGCUCAUUUGUCUGUGAGAUGGGAAACUGUGGAGCUAUAUUUUGUUCCAGACAAGCUCUGAACGGGCACGCUCGUAUUCACGGAGGAGCCAGUGUACCAAGUAAGGUGUUUCCAGCUCCAGGUAGCUCCAGAACAAAGUCCAACACUCAAAGUGGAUAUUGCUCCGUUAAAAGCUCUCCGGCUCACAGCAACACCAGCGGAGAGACGGAUACGUCCACAAUUUUUCCAUGCAAAGUUUGUGGCAAGGUAUUUUUCAAGAUCAAAAGCCGAAACGCACAUAUGAAAACUCACCGGCAGCAAGAAGAGCAACAGAGACAAAAAGCACAGAAAGCUGCGGUAGCAGCAGAGAUGGCCGACACCAUCGCCAGGACCAUAGUCAGGACUACAGUGCCUGCAGAGCACAUUGUGCCUUUCGAUCACCUGAGCCUUGUAAAAAGCAUGGAGCAAGACUUUGAUAAUGAUGUUGCCCAGGAUUUGGAGGAUGUCCUAGAAGAGACAGACAUUAUUCAUGCUGAUCUCCUCCUGGAUGACGAAGAUACUGAUUUGCUUCAAGAUGCGGCUGUUCUUUAGGGAAACUGUUAGGGUCCACUGUGCUUUAUAAAAAUACAAGUUUUAUUUAUGGAAUGCCUGUUAUCUCCAUAUAAAACAUGUUAUUUUAGGUGUCAACCUACAAAGGCUUAGUCAAGCAAUAUGAGGUGUUUGGGUUCCGUUUAAUUGCUAGUAACUUCUUUUGAGGAACCUUAUUGAAGCCUUAUUAGUGUCAGGUACCUUGAAACACUGGAAAAUGUUAUGCAGAAAAUAUCCUCUCAGGGCUGAGUGCAUUUGUAACUUGUUUUAUGUAGCUUUUAACUUUUGCAGACUAGUGCCAAUUACAUCCCAAGAUCCAGGCUCUUCUCAAUCUUCUGAAGGAUCAGUUUGAGUAAUGUAAUGAGGUGCCUUGAAGCAUUGGAAGACUGAAUCUGGCUGGAUAUUCCUACUUUAUACUAUGUUUAUGUCCAAUACAGGCCCAGAUUCCAGAUCUUUCAGCAGUCUAUUUAAGGACCUGAUCAAGCAACAGUCCAAAAGAAAGGUACUUUGAAAUAGUGGAAAAUGUUUUGUGGAUAAACUCAAAGUUGACUAGUUUCAGGAGCUUAGAUCUGGCCAAAAUUGACAGAGUAGUAACUAUAAUAAUACUUAAUAAAUCUCACCAUUUUAUUAUUGUACAUAUUUAACACUGUUUAAGCGAAUAUACAUAAAUAUACAGAUAGAGUCAACAGAUGGACUCUUCAGUCAUUUUGUGUUUUUCUGUUUAUACGCCUAUGGAGAAAACAACCUGUGUGCCAUUGGCCUAAGAUUGUGUAGUUCUUUGUGUGAUUUGGUUUAGAUGUCAAUGGAGUAAACAACUUGUGUGCCAUAAGCCUAAAAUUGUGUGGUUAUUUGUAUUGUUCUUUUUAUUAGGGAUGCACCAAAUCCAGAAUUCGGUUUGGGAUUCGGCCUUUUUCAGCAGGAUUCGGAUUCGG
This is a messenger RNA of Xenopus laevis (African clawed frog), 5091 nucleotides long. It is a transcript of the gene trerf1.L, whose product is annotated as transcriptional regulating factor 1 L homeolog. Gene Ontology annotation, biological process: regulation of DNA-templated transcription; negative regulation of DNA-templated transcription; regulation of transcription by RNA polymerase II. The transcript is spliced from 18 exons. Gene Ontology annotation, cellular component: nucleoplasm; transcription regulator complex; histone deacetylase complex. Gene Ontology annotation, molecular function: transcription corepressor activity. The record is from RefSeq and is a predicted model, not a curated record. Bases 734 to 4162 code for a protein of 1142 amino acids. NCBI's taxonomy places the organism in Eukaryota, Metazoa, Chordata, Amphibia, Anura, Pipidae.